Messenger RNA from Gopherus flavomarginatus (Mexican gopher tortoise), 349 nucleotides. Its product is annotated as small nuclear ribonucleoprotein F-like. The transcript has a single exon. Gene Ontology annotation, biological process: spliceosomal snRNP assembly; mRNA splicing, via spliceosome. The coding region runs from base 60 to 287 and encodes 75 amino acids. The record is from RefSeq and is a predicted model, not a curated record. Gene Ontology annotation, cellular component: U1 snRNP; catalytic step 2 spliceosome. Lineage: Eukaryota; Metazoa; Chordata; Testudines; Testudinidae. Gene Ontology annotation, molecular function: RNA binding.
CGUGCAGUCCAGCAAGUAAUUUUUGUUUUUACUGUUGCCUUGUGCCAGGCCGCGUUACCAUGAGCUUGUCCCUGAACCCCAACCCCUUCCUGAAUGGGCUGACAGGGAAGCCGGUGAUGGUGAAGCUGAAGUGGGGAAUGGAGUACAAGGGCUACUUGGUGUCUGUCAAUGGCUACGUGAAUAUGCAGCUUGCAAACACAGAAGAAUACAUAGAUGGUGCAUUGUCAGGACACCUUGGUGAAGUUUUAAUAAGAUGCAAUGACAUGUCCAGUACAUCAGAGGAGUAGAAGGAGGAGAAGAUGGAGAAAUGAGAGAAUAAGUUUGUAUAUUUCUGGAAAAUAAAGAUCAG